GAGCUUUCAAACUGAAAGCAGUCAGUCGGCAGCCGACCGUGGUGCACGAGUUGUGAGUUAUGUUGUUGUGUUUAAGGAACAUAUAUCGUCUUCACGAUAUUGUGACAGAAUAUUUGGAAACGUGAACAGUGAAUUAUUUUCGAGACGGUGUUCCGCGGUGGCCCGGUAAAAUCAACAGACGUCGCGGAAUAUAAGAAGCUUCGGGGGAUGCGAAAACCGGUGGACGAUGUCGAUGAGACCGGCCUGGGGGCCGAAGUUGUUUCUCGUGCUGGUGACGACCACGAUCGUUAUCGGCAAUUAUCAGCGUCAUCGCGAGAGGAUCUAUUUGCGGGGGCAGCUCGUUAACGGGCACAAAGUGACGAAGAACAUCACUCGAUUGCAAGAGGAAAUAAUCGCUAAUCUACCACCUCUUCGAAUUCCUCGCUUGAGGCACCAUCGAGUAACAGAUUGGGAUCCUUACUUCGAGAAUGCUGAAGGUCAGGGAAUUAAUGGAUCUCAGAAUGUUGCAUUGCAUCUUGGUGCGACAGCUCUUCUCGAUUGUCGCGUCGCCAUGCUUUCUGGAAAGAAGGUCAUGUGGUUACGCCGCAACGCAGACUGGGCAUCCCUUUUAACCCUGGGUAAUACCACUCACAUUUCCGAUCCCAGGUACAGCGUUAGUUUCCAAUAUCCAAACAACUGGAGACUGGCGAUCGCCGGGGUGCGCAGGGAGGAUCGUGGCUUGUACGUCUGUCAAGUGAACACGCACCCUCCGAGGAUGCUCGUCACCAACGUCACUGUUCUGGCUCCGGACAUAAGGAUCCUGGACGAGGCCAGACACGAACUUCGAGAUCGGUACUACAAAACCGGAAGUGGUAUCGAGCUAGCCUGUGUCGCUCGACCUUCUUGUCCCGACUCCAGGAUACCGCAUCCUGUCUGGAGGAAAAAUGGUGAGACGUUGCCGGAUCAUGUCAACGUUUAUCACAUUAAUGGGUCGAACGAAGAUCUGGUGACCAAGCUAUAUAUCGAACAGGCGAAAAAGACUGACAGCGGCGAAUACUCGUGCUCAGUGAGCCAAUUCAGUACCGCCGCGGUGCAUAUUCACGUCCUGAAUGGUGAAAAGCAAGCUGCGGUUCAUCAUGAUCAAUGGAAUGCAGCGCGAACAAAUUGCGAAAAAUUGAAUAACUUGUACACCACAAUUGCCAGCUUUGUUUUCCUCCAGACUUGGAUGAUCAGCUCGUCAUGAACCUCAUCAAAAAAAAAAACAAAAUCUUCAAAUUACGAUUGCACACUACAUAUUUCGCAUCGCUCUGUAUUCAUGGAUGUCCGCCAAAAAGCAUUUCUAGUAACAGAUCAGUAUUACAAUUGACGAAAACUGCCGAAUAAACAAUUGUACGCAAUAAAAUAGUAUGUACACAAUAUUAAAAAAAAAAAAUAUGUUCAUAUGAAAUUGUGAAUAUUGAUCCGAUUCAUUCGGAUUUGGUAAGAAAAAUAUUUCAUGGAAAUUUAUUUUAUGAAACUGGUUGUAUCUAAAAAAUGUAUGUUACAGUUUUUUUAUCAUUUUACACAAUUUUGUGAGAUUAGAUAGAUUAACAUUAUCUUACUACAUCACUAUAUUAAUUUUAUAUGAUAUUUUGUAAGAGUUUAUAUUUUUAUUUUUCUUUUCAAAUAAAAGUUUGAUUAAAAUUGAUAUUUUACAAUUAAAUACAUAGUUUAAAUAUAAAAAUUACUAAUUAAUUAAUUAAUUAAAAAAUAACGAUAUCAUUGAAGAGGUAACAAAAGUUCUAAUAAUAUUGUAACAUGCGUUUAUUAGGCAAACCAUAAAUGUCUUCAAAGAGCAAUUGCGAAUAUUAGUAGUUUAAAGAUAAGGAAUAAUAAUAAACGUUCCAUUCUUCUCUUCUCGAUGGCCUGUACAUAAAAAUAUCUUCAAUAUUGUAUAGUCAAACAUUAUGCUCGAUUGGUCGAUCCAUUGCGAUUUGAAAUAAUUUUACAAGUAUGCAAAUCGCUUGCUCUUAAUUAUGUGUAAAUUGCCCGUCUUAAAUCGACCAGUUUAGCUAUGCGCAUACGUUCACGGAUAAUAAAAUAUCAUUAACUAAUUUCAUCUAAAA
This is a messenger RNA of Apis mellifera (honey bee), 2084 nucleotides long. RefSeq names its product zwei Ig domain protein zig-8. The transcript has 7 exons. Gene Ontology annotation, cellular component: neuron projection membrane. Lineage: Eukaryota; Metazoa; Arthropoda; Insecta; Hymenoptera; Apidae. The coding region runs from base 227 to 1222 and encodes 331 amino acids. Gene Ontology annotation, biological process: synapse organization. The record is from RefSeq and is a predicted model, not a curated record.